This is a messenger RNA of Passer montanus (Eurasian tree sparrow), 763 nucleotides long. RefSeq names its product myosin IC heavy chain-like. The transcript is spliced from 4 exons. The record is from RefSeq and is a predicted model, not a curated record. The coding region runs from base 1 to 483 and encodes 160 amino acids. Lineage: Eukaryota; Metazoa; Chordata; Aves; Passeriformes; Passeridae.
AUGGGAUGCGGGGGGGGCAUCUGCAGCCGCAGGGCUGGCACCGGGGGCACACCGGCAGCUGGAGGCGUACACGAGGGCACCGCCAGCAUAACCCCGGUGCUGGGGACACGACGGGACCUCCGCAGUGCCCGGAGAGGCCGCGGGGGCGGCCCAGGCGAUGCUCCCAGCACCGAGCACGGCCACGGCCGGCCAGGCGGCCCCGGGGCCUCGCUACCGGCGGGGGGGACGCGUGGCGUCAGCGUGACGUCAGCGGCGCCCCGGGCUGUCAGCUGGAGCCGGGCGAGCCGCGCUGACGAGGCAGCCGGUCUUAAAGGGGGCCGCACCCGCCGAGGGCGGGCCCCGCCGGCGGCAGGAUUAGCUGGCUCCCGUCCAGGUGGGACCCUGCCAGCAGGGAUGGAUGCCCGAGGUGCUGCCGUGCCCACCCUGCUCCUGGCUAACCAGCACCAGUUCUUCAGUGGCAAGCUUUAUGUCCUUCUCCAGUAGCUAAAGCUGCCAGUUGAAGAACUGUUGAAUGUAGCCACUCUCUUCUCGUCCCUGGGACCUUGGAUGCCAGCCAGAGCCGUGCCCUGAGCCACCAGGAUGAGCCACUCUGCAGAGUGCUGUGCAUUGGAGGGCUGAGGAUGAGUCUGACCGGGAUGAAGAAAGUCUCCUGGAGGAUUGCAGGCAGCUGUGCCAGAAGGGUUGCCAAACUGUCCCCCCCCUCAGUGGGGUGGCACUGAGCUGGGAGGAGACUGAGAGAAGCAUUAAACGUUGUUUUGCUCAA